Molecule: messenger RNA, 914 nt
Organism: Dalotia coriaria
Lineage: Eukaryota; Metazoa; Arthropoda; Insecta; Coleoptera; Staphylinidae
Gene: zuc
Product: Mitochondrial cardiolipin hydrolase zuc
Exons: 2
Coding region: 146-832 (228 amino acids)
Biological process (GO): piRNA processing
Cellular component (GO): mitochondrion
Molecular function (GO): RNA endonuclease activity producing 5'-phosphomonoesters, hydrolytic mechanism
Source: RefSeq, a predicted model, not a curated record
CAUUUGUUUUGCACAUUGUCUGUAGGCAACCCAAAAUACACAUCUUGCCUAACCUUAGUAAGUUUACAUCUUUCGAAAAGUUUUUGAAUUUAUCUCCGUGAUAAAACACUAAUUAACAAGAUAUAUUAAUAACAAACGAGUGAAAAUGUUUGGUCCAGCUGUGGCAGUUACUCUACUGUCCAUACCACCGUUAUUACUCAUUAAAUACCUCAAUUAUAAGUCAAACAAGCUCUCAAAUACAUUACAACAAGAAGUGAACAAAGACCAAUUUAAAUAUAUGUUUGUAACGCAUAAAAACCGCCUGUGCUCGCCACAUUUAAACACAAGACUGAUCUGUGGUACAAAUUGUUCCUACCUGUACUUGAAGAACAUCCUCAAUCUGAUCAACCAAGCUCAAGAAUCUGUUUGUGUUGCCAUGUAUCAUCUUUCUCUGGAUGAUAUUUAUCAUGCAAUUUUGAAUGCUCACAAUAGAGGUGUUCAUGUGAGAGUAAUUGCUGAUCUAGUCAUGCUCACAACCUUUGGAAACAGAGUUAAUAAACUCUUUAGCAAAGAUGUACCUGCAAAAGCGCCCAAAAUAAGAUUUGGAUUGAUGCACCACAAGUUCAUGUUGAUUGAUCAGAAGAAUGCAACAAAUGCCAAGGUUUUGUAUGGUUCUUUGAACUAUACUGUCAACGCGCUUAUUAAUAACUGGGAGUUUGUCUUGUUGACAAACAGUGCUCAUAUUGUAAAAAGAUUCAGUGAUGAGUUUGAAUUUCUGUGGGACAAUGAGAAUUUCGCUUAUUUAGGCACAAGUAAUGUUGAAAUUCAAGAUGCUUCUAGUACUGAAGUGUAAUAUAGGCAGCCCAGAAUACAGUAUGGUCGUUAUUUCCAAAAACAUUACAAGUUCAACAUUAAAAAUAUAGGAAUCUCAAAAA